This is a messenger RNA of Frankliniella occidentalis (western flower thrips), 3009 nucleotides long. RefSeq names its product actin-interacting protein 1 (gene flr). Gene Ontology annotation, cellular component: cortical actin cytoskeleton. Gene Ontology annotation, biological process: sarcomere organization; actin filament depolymerization; locomotion. NCBI's taxonomy places the organism in Eukaryota, Metazoa, Arthropoda, Insecta, Thysanoptera, Thripidae. The record is from RefSeq and is a predicted model, not a curated record. The coding region runs from base 350 to 2161 and encodes 603 amino acids. Gene Ontology annotation, molecular function: actin filament binding. The transcript has 14 exons.
AUUUGAUUCAAUUUAACAUACUUUGCAUUAAUCAUUUGGAUUACAACUAUUGCGCUUCACAACUCAAUGGUCCUCCAACGUCUUGUGCGCCACUCUGGACUUGAACAAAAUCAGAAUCGUUUCGGAGCGCCCCACUGCCAAAUAAGGCAAACGAUGCUUUUCGACUGGGACGCCUCCGACGCCGACUGAUGACUGAUACGCGGAGACGUCUGGAUAACCGAGGGGUGUGACGGCUGUCAGUGUGAUACCCAUUUACUGUUUAAACAGCCCGUUGUGAGCCAUAUUUCGGGAGAAGCACCGUUAGGCCGGAAGAUUCUAUUUGACAUUCGUGGGUCGGUCAGUGGACGAAAUGUCGUACUCCACGAAGUACACUUUUGCUACUUUGCCCCGAACUCAGAGAGGUCAGCCCAUUGUGUUGGGUGGAGACCCUAAAGGGAAGAACUUUCUUUACACUAAUGGGAACAGUGUGAUCAUCCGUAAUAUUGAUAAUCCUGCCAUAUCAGAUAUCUACACGGAACACUCAUGUGCCGUUAAUGUGGCCAAGUAUUCACCUAGUGGCUUCUACAUCGCAUCUGGAGAUCAAUCUGGCAAGAUAAGAAUUUGGGACACUGUGAACAAAGAGCAUCUUCUGAAGAACGAAUUUCAACCUAUUGCUGGUCCCAUCAAGGAUAUAAGUUGGUCACCUGACAGUCAGCGUAUGGUGGUUGUAGGAGAAGGCAGAGAAAGAUUUGGUCAUGUCUUUAUGGCUGAAACUGGAACCUCAGUCGGAGAAAUCUCAGGACAAUCCAAACCUAUCAACUCAGCUGAUUUCCGCCCUGCUCGCCCUUUCCGAAUUGUCACAGGCAGCGAAGACAAUACUAUUGCUGUCUUUGAAGGUCCACCAUUCAAGUUCAAGAUGACUAAACAGGAUCAUACCCGCUUUGUUCAAGCAGUGCGCUACUCCCCAACUGGAAGCCACUUUGCCUCUGGUGGAUUUGAUGGCAAAGUUUUCUUGUAUGAUGGAACAUCAGCAGAUUUAGUUGGUGAGAUUGGAUCUCCUGCACACAAAGGUGGUGUUUAUGCUGUGGCUUGGAGUCCUGAUGGUAAACAGUUGCUCACAGCAUCUGGAGAUAAAACCUGCAAGUUGUGGGAUGUGGAAACAAGAUCCAUGGUCACAGAAUUUCUGAUGGGCACACAGGUAGAGGAUCAACAGGUGUCAUGUCUGUGGCAAGGGGAGCACAUGUUGACAGUAUCCCUUAGUGGUUUCAUUGCUUAUUUGGAUCCUAAGAACCCAGAUAAACCAAUCAGAGUGAUCAAAGGCCAUAAUAAGCCUAUCACCGUGCUUGCCCUUAGUCCUGAGCGAGACACCAUUUACACAGGAUCACAUGAUGGUUAUGUGACAAACUGGAGUGCUAAAACAGGAGAAAAUGAUAGAAUUCAAGGAAAUGGCCAUGGAAACCAGAUCAAUGGCAUGUGCACUGUUGGCAAUCACGUUUAUACUUGUGGUAUUGAUGAUAGCGUGAAGCAAAUUGAUGCAACUUCUAAAAUGUACACUGGUGUUGAUAUGAAGCUUGCAUCUCAGCCCCGAGGCAUGGAUCUUAAAGGUGACACAAUUGUUGCAGCUUCUGUUAAGGAGAUUACAGUAUUGCAAAAUGGGAGCAAAGUAUCAAGCCUCCCUAUAAAUUUUGAAUCCUCGUGUGUCAGCUUGACUCCCAAGGACGGUGAAAGUUUUGUAGCUGUUGGUGGAGCCACAGACAACAAGGUCCAUAUCUAUGAACUUGUUGGUGGAUCUCUGAAUCCCAAGAUUGAACUAGACCACUUAGGUGGGGUGACAGACUGUGCCUUUUCUCCUGAUGGCAAUUACCUUGUUGCUUGCGAUUCUAAUCGUAAAGUCAUUCUCUACAAGGCUCCAGAGUUCCAGCUUGCUCACAACAAGGAAUGGGGUUUCCACAAUGCUCGAGUCAAUUGUGUUGCAUGGUCACCAAAUUCUCAACUUGUUGCUAGUGGUAGCUUGGACACCACCAUCAUCGUUUGGUCUGUUCAGCAACCAUCAAAACACAUCAUUAUUAAGAAUGCUCACCCUCAGAGUCAGAUUACCCGUUUGGCAUGGCUAGAUGAUGAGACUCUGGUUUCUGUUGGACAGGACUGCAACACAAAAGUUUGGAACAUUGUACCCUUUUAACUCUAUCCUAAUCAUUUCUGAUAAUCCGUACUAUGAUGACAGAUGUAUAUUUAUGAAUCUGUGAUGAGUCAUGUCAUAUAUCUCUAGCAUUCACUUCAAAUAUUUGCAAAAACAACAUUUUGCUGUGUCCACUUUCUCUUUUUAGAACUAUUUACAUGUCUGUUUUUAUUAUUGUAUGCCAGUUAUGCCAUACCUAUGUUGUGGAGUUGUAAGCAUUUCUGUGCAUAUUCAGUCACUGGCAUAAAAAUCUGUGAUCUAGAGGAAUAGCGCUGCAUUUUCUGUAGGUAAUGGUUAAAAUUGAAAAUUUGUUAAGAUCUAUUUAUUUAUGCCCUUCCAUUUGUAUCACCAUUAUGUCAUCAGGAAUUAUUAACUCUGUUUCAUUUGGAGAUUUUAUGAAUAUACCUCCUUAUUUUAUCUCAAUUUAAAUAGGGUCUGUAUAUGAAUUUGUUGGGAGAUCCUGAAACCCCAUUGGGGCAACAGUUUGUUUCCCUAAAUUUAGCAGUCUGUCUUUUUCUUUUUUAUUUCGCCUAUGUCCUUAUUUUGUGUUGCUCAAGAUAGCAGUUCAAGUUGGUCUGCUCAUGCAAUCAGUAUUUCUAUGCGGUUGUACAUUGUUAUAAUCAAUCUACAUCAUCUUUGCGGACAUUUUUGCUCGUACCAGCAUUUAUUCUUUUUCUCACCUUUUAAUGUGUUUGUUAAAAUCUAAUAAUGAAUUGUUUUCAUUUUAUAUAGUUGUGAUAUUUUAUUUUUUAGUUGCUUUCAUUGUAUGGUUUUAUCUUCUGUUUAACAAGAUGACUGUCACUUCCUUUAAUGCAGUUUUGGUGUCCUAUUAAAAGAAGAAAUAAAAGUUA